Molecule: messenger RNA, 1266 nt
Organism: Lactuca sativa (garden lettuce)
Lineage: Eukaryota; Viridiplantae; Streptophyta; Magnoliopsida; Asterales; Asteraceae
Source: RefSeq, a predicted model, not a curated record
AUGGCCGACAUGGCAGGAUAUGAAGGGCCUUUAGGCGGUGCUCCGGUGAGGGAGAAGGAGAUUGGAGCCACUUCGGUGCAAUGUCCCAUGCUUAAUUCACCCAACUACAUUAUAUGGGCACUAAGAAUGAAGGUGGUGUUGCGGAUUCAGAAGGCAUGGACCGCAAUCGAUCCAGGAACAGAGAAGAAUGAAGUAAAAGAUUAUCUGGCAAUGGGGUUGUUGUAUCAGGUGAUCCCCAGAGACUUUGACUAUGCAAAUCGGAGAUGUGGAGUCCUCAAAGGAAAAUUGUCUGGGUUAGCCUCAAAAUCGGUAGCCCUAGGAGAAGUAAUUGAUGAGACGAAGCUUGUGAAGAAGUUUCUCAAUUCGUUACCGAGAGAGAAGUUCAUUCACAUAGUGGCUUCGCUGGAACAUGUUUUAGACCUAAAAACUAACGGAUUCGAGGAUGUAGUUGGGCGAUUGAAGGCGUAUGAAGAGGAGAUUAGGGAGGAGGAUAUCGGUGGGAAGGAUCAGGUGAAAGUUCUGUUCGUUGACCAUGGUGGAAGUACGAAUUGGAAGUCACAAAAGGGAACGAAAGGGAAGGGUCCUAAUGGGUCUAAUAAUGUGAAUGGGUAUAACGGGUCUGGUGGAUCAAAUAGUGCUAAUCGGGCUUCUGAUGGUGGAAAGGUCAAACAACAAUGGCCUAAUAACAAUCAAAAAUUAAAUCAGCCCAUGAAUAGGAAAAGUGUUGUACUUUUCCAAGACAAAAGGGGUCAACAAGGGCUGAUGACCGAGAUUUACUACAUACUGGAUCUCAAGAACAAUAUUAUUAGUCUCGGACAAGCAACCGAAUCCGGGUGUGAUAUUCGAAUGAAAGACAACUAUUUGACCAUGUAUGAUGUUGAUAAUUGCUUAUUAAUGAAAGUACAAAGAACUCCAAACCGCCUGUAUAAAAUAAAGUUACAAAUUAGAGCACCAAUUUGCCUUCAUUUGAGACUAAAUGAAGAUAUGUGGCGAUGUCAUGCAAGACUUGGACACAUCAAUUUCGAGUCAAUGAAAAAGAUGUCCAAGAAGGGUCUAGUCAAAGGGUUACCCCAAUUUUAUCAUGAGAAUCAAUUGUGUGAGUCUUGCUUUGUGGGCAAGCAAACAAGAAAGUCAUUCCUUACUAUGACAACAUACAAAGCAAAACGACCAUUGGAACUAGUUCAUGGUGAUUUAUGUGGUCCGAUCACGCCGACAACCAAGGGUCAAAAUCGGUAUAUUUUUACACGCUUUGAUGAUUUUUCAUGA